Molecule: messenger RNA, 4601 nt
Organism: Pygocentrus nattereri (red-bellied piranha)
Lineage: Eukaryota; Metazoa; Chordata; Actinopteri; Characiformes; Serrasalmidae
Gene: kcnj19a
Product: potassium inwardly rectifying channel subfamily J member 19a
Exons: 3
Coding region: 303-1844 (513 amino acids)
Biological process (GO): potassium ion import across plasma membrane; regulation of monoatomic ion transmembrane transport
Cellular component (GO): plasma membrane
Molecular function (GO): G-protein activated inward rectifier potassium channel activity
Source: RefSeq, a predicted model, not a curated record
GAGCGAGUGUUUCAGAGCGCGCGUGCGAGAGACAGUCACAGCCCGGAGUGCUGCGAGCGAACAGGUUUAAAGUCAGUGAGGAGACCCGAGCGCCUCCGAGCUGAGGGAGAAGUUCCUGACAAGCAGGACUCGGAGCGCUGACUCGCGCUGUCAGCAUGCCUCACCCUGAGGACCCGCGAUAAGCACUUCUCAAACUGAGUGAAACCAGCGGAGCGCUGCUGUGAUGCUGAGCGCGCGGUGACGGCUCCUUCAUCCCACAGAAAACCCCAAAAAACCAUCUCGCUAAAAGAGAAAAGUAAGUCAUGGCUGCUCUGCGGCGCAAAUUCGGCGAGGACUACCAGGUGGUGAACACCAACCGAGGCGCUCCGUUCUCGGCGCCUGCGAGGAAGAAGCGGCAGCGCUUCGUGGAGAAGAACGGGCGCUGCAACGUGCAGCACGGGAACCUCGGCGGAGAGACGAGCCGUUACCUCUCCGACCUCUUCACCACGCUGGUGGACCUCAAGUGGCGCUGGAACCUGCUCAUCUUUAUCCUCACGUACACGGUGGCGUGGCUGGUGAUGGCCUCCAUGUGGUGGGUGAUCGCCUACAUCAGAGGAGACCUCAACCACGGCCACGACGCCUCGUACACGCCGUGCGUGGCUAACGUCUACAACUUCCCCUCCGCCUUCCUCUUCUUCAUCGAGACCGAGGCCACCAUCGGCUACGGCUACCGCUACAUCACGGAGAAGUGCCCCGAGGGCAUCAUCCUCUUCCUCUUCCAGUCGCUGCUGGGCUCCAUCGUGGACGCCUUCCUCAUCGGCUGCAUGUUCAUCAAGAUGUCGCAGCCCAAGAAGCGCGCGGAGACGCUCAUGUUCAGCCAGGACGCCGUGAUCUCGCAGCGCGACGGGAAGCUGUGCCUCAUGUUCCGCGUGGGCAACCUGAGGAACAGCCACAUGGUGUCCGCGCAGAUCAGGUGCAAACUCAUCAAGUCUCGUCAGACCCCCGAGGGUGAGUUCUUACCACUGGAUCAGUGUGAGCUGGACGUUGGUUUUGGGACGGGAGCUGACCAGCUCUUCCUCGUCUCUCCUCUGACCAUCUGCCACGAGAUCAAUCCCAAAAGCCCCUUCUUUGAUCUGUCCCAGCGCUCACUCAUGAACGAACAGUUCGAGAUCGUCGUGAUCUUAGAGGGCAUAGUGGAGACCACCGGUAUGACAUGCCAGGCGCGCACCUCCUACACUGAAGACGAGGUGCUGUGGGGUCACCGGUUCCUGCCAGUCAUGUCUCUGGAGGAGGGCUUUUUCCGAGUGGACUACUCACAGUUUCACAGUACCUUUGAGGUGCCCACGCCACCCUAUAGCGUCAAAGAGCACGAAGAGAGGAGCUCACUCCCCUCUCCUCUGGUCACGCCCCACCGUGAUCGGGUCUUCUCUGUCAACUGCUUAGACCUUGGUGAGGAGCGUGCUGGCCAGGGCAGUGGCAGCUCCUCCUGCAGGCUCCCCAGCAAACUUCAGCGUAUGAGCUCAUCCGGCAAAGAGGAUCUUCAGAGGAAGGUCCUACGUCUAAGUUUGCAGCCUUCAGAGAAAGCAUCCAGCACUGGAGACCUGCCCCUGAAGCUGCAGCGGUUGGGCUCUGGCCCAGCGCAGGGAGACGGCGAGAGCCGCUUCCACCUCAAGGCUCUGAAAGUGGGCUUUGAACCCAUGACCAUGUCCACAGGAGACCUCCACCAAAGGAGCUUGCCCCCUACUCCAGCGCCUAUUCCUACACACCCUCACGCACCUCUACAUUCACCUCUGCCCUCAACAGCAGGGGGGCGACCUGAGGACAACUUGCCUGCCAAGCUGCGGAGGAUGAACGCUGAUCGUUGAGGUCAGCCGGACACUUGGUCUGGUGGAAGUUGUUCUUUGCUGCUGAUCUGAGAUCAGAUUUGUGCAGCAGUCAUAGGUCAGAUUUGGUGGGACAGGCUGGUCCUGGAUCAGCAUAGAAAGAACAACUUCUAACCAGAAUUAGCAAAUAUAUGAAAUGGAUGUCCAGAAAUCAUGGAUAGACUUUGAAUAGCAUCAAGAUGGUGCAUGUGGUGAAUGCGAAGGACAGAAACAAGAGGGGACUGCAGGGAAGCUGAGAAGAGCAAAGACUGAUCCAUGCAUGAUGGGAGAGGGUUAUUUAGUUUGAAUAUGUGGUCGUUAGGGGUGUCACGAUUCACAUAUCAUUUUUUCCCCCUGAUACAAGGAUUGCACUGUGAAUCAAAUACAAUUCAAUUUUAUUUGCAUUAUCAGACAUAAUGACAGAAUUAGUCAUCGUUUCCAGAGGGGCUGGCUCUAGUUACUUGUUGGUAUUUCUGAAUGAGUACCUGAAUACUCGUUUGCAAAACCACGCUUAAAAAAAAAUAUUUACGUCUUAUAAUUCACCAGAUUUUUAACCCUAGAUGCAAAAUUUCUGAUUUCUUCUAUACUGAUUUCUGCUGUCUUCUAUAAUCUUCUCUAGUUAUUUCUCAGUGUUGAUGUAGCUUUUAUCUGAUAUGUAAAGAACAUGAACCAAAAAUUCAGAUUUUUAUUUUUUCACAAGUUACCAUUUUGAACACGAAAACACAUGAAAAGGAAUAUAAGUCACACAUCAGUCAGUCUGAAUUCUGUUCUGAAUGAGCUCACAUGCUCGAUGGUACGUCUAACAAUAAAGGAAACCUCAUGUACAUUUUAUGCUCUUACUGUAUAAAAAAAGACAAGUAGCACUGUAGCACACAGAAAGCUCUGAUUCUGCAUUCUGAACUUACUGAUGCGACUGAACUCCUCUGGCAGCAAAUUGAAAUGAGUAGCUUUUCCUUCAGUAUCUGGUAUUGUUGCCUGUCAGGUUCACGUGGUUAUGUAUGUUUGUUACAGCAACUAACAGUAUCUAGUAGGCAGCAACAGUGUGUUAACACCAAGUGUGGGAAACAUAAUUGAUACUGAGAAAUAUUUUUUUUUGGGAAAGACUUUGAAUUAAUUUAUAAAUGCUGUCUAUAUAUAGGUUCUGCAUUUACCCUACUAAACACUCACAGACUUUAUAAAGUAGGAGACUUUGGCACAGCCUGGAUUGGAGCAGGACAGAAAAUGCAGGAUCUCACUAAUAUGCACAUGGCAGAGGUCAGAAAAUGGUCGCAAAUUUUAUGAAUAUGAAGUAAAAGGCCUAAAACCAUAGUAAACAUAGUCGACAUAAGAGCAUGGCUUUGUUUAACAUCCACUAUAGGAGAUGCUAACCAGCUUACAUGUUAAUCCAGUAAUAUUAAGAGAAAUAUUUAAUGAAGGAUAAAUCAUAAAGCAAUAAAAAAAUGCUAGGAGGUUUCCCAGACUGUGACAUACCAUCUGAGCUUUAAUGUCCUGAUAGUUCCGAUGAAUACUUCAUGGCUGUCCACAAUCAUAUAGUUGAAUUCCAGCGCAAUUUCACUAUAAGAACAGAAUGUCUUUAAUAUGUAAAGCAUGCGAUCAUUGCUUUGGAAACUUACUUACAUGAGCAAUUGUGGCAGUCUGGGGUUUCUCCAGGAGGGGGCACAAGCAAGUUGCUUCUGUUACACUUAAAUAUUGCAAGUGAUUCACCAAACUUGUUGCAUCUGUGUGGUUUGCCAACCUAUUAUCUCAUAUUUUGUGUUGAUAAUUUUUCUUGACGUCUGAUAAUGUAAUGUACUUUUAGCUUCAGGGCCUACAUGGAAGGCAACACAGCUUGUAGUUAAAGCUACAAUUUCUGUGGUUAAAAAAAGACAAAUCCUCUACAAACUAAAUACAGUAAUGAAUACCACUAAGCAAAUAAAUACUCAAGUAUUCAGACCAUUCAGGCCAGUCCUCACUUCCCCUUUUCUAUUAUUCUGACAAAACACUGCAUAAUUCUAAAAUAACUGAAAUUUCAGAGAGCCAUAAAAACUCCACUGUGCUGCGAAUUUAUUUAUUUGACUUGUCUUAAUUAUCCUUUCACCAGUUUCAGCAGUCUUAGCAACUGGACAUAUAAACAACAAAAGCAUAAUGAAAGUUCAGUUUCACUUUUGUUUUGGAAAUAUAUUGUAUUGCAGUGCAUAAACCACAAUAUAUAUCACAUUGAAAUUUGACCCGCUUUACACUUGAUCGUUUCAUGUGACUUGCAUCUGGAUUGUGACCUGAUAAGAGUUUAACCACAUGCAAGUGAUGGUCAGAUGCAGUUCAGGUUAGUCAGAAUGAAAGCUGGUUGCUGUAUAGUAUAGCACAGUAACAUGCAAAUUAGAGGUGUGCAAACUUUGAUAUUCAAGUAUCCAUGAGUGUGUAAUAAAACAGACUCGGCCAACAUUUAGUAUAUAUGAGCUGUAGGCUUGAUUUUUUAGGCAUCCGCACUGGUGUAGCACAAAAAGUAGAAUCCUGGUGCUCAAGAUGCAUGAAACAACCAGGUGCAAAAGGGGAAUUUGUGCAUCGUUACACCCCUAAGUGUCCAUUUCACAGAACACCAGACUCUAGCUGGGAUUAAUGUUUCUCUGCUGCUUUAGCCGGUUACUUCAAACUAUGUUCACGCCCACAAACACACAUGUCACCAUGUGUGCAUGCAUUCACAUCCACCAUCUCUGUGUAGCACCCCUCCCUCAUCCCAUAGUUUUGAACUGAAUAAAUUCUAUUUAAGAGGCCCCUGUUGUA